ACAUGGCGGGCAAAAAUAGUACCGUUCAAACUUGUUUAAAGGCAAAAUCGCCGAAAUGAUAAGGGAUGGACCAAAGAAAUACAAGUGAUGCAAAAUUGCCUUUUCAAAGGAAAAAUGUAACUCAUGACAUACAGAAAGGUAACUCACCGUCAAAGGCAGAAAUUUUACAGAAUCUGAAUGAACACUUGUCUGUUCACGCGGAACGGAUGAGGCUACUUAGUCGUGCAGAGGAAGGACUGGUCAGUGAAAGCUUUAGUCCACAUUCAGGACUUCAUCGCAGCCCUGACACAGACCAAAAAGAAAGCAGGUCUCCAAAAUACAAUGGGGUGCAAGAAAAUACAACAUCCAAAAUUCCAGUGCCUACUGCAAGACAGAAACGUAGAGAGAAAGAAAAAGGGAAAGAGAAAGAAAACAUAGUCAUCAGCAUGAGGUUAAAUAGUGAGCUCAUGAAAACAACUACACUGGAGAUUCAUUCUAUGGAGGAGAAGACUCAGAGAGUGGUAAAACAGCAAAGCAGGAAAGGUAUACCUAAAGGGAAGAAGAGUAGUGUGCUGAUCAAAAACUAUAGAGCUGACUAUACAUGGAACAGAGGUGGGCGUCUGAAAGAGCUUAGAAUCAGGCAUUUAGCAAGGAAAUUUUCAUUGCUUUGGAAACAAAGAGUAUUUGGAAGAGUAAUGCCAUCUGAUGCAAGGCGUCACUACGAAUUACAGCUCAUGAGGCGUGUGUAUCAGGAGUGGCAUGAGAUGUGGUGGGAGCUGAGGAAGGAGUGGAGGCUGAUGGUCAGGGCCGAAUGUCACCACAGGUACGUGGUAUGGAGUAAGGUUUUUGGUGCCUGGCGGCUGUUUGUCUUAUAUCAGAAGGCUUCUGCAGAAAAGAUGGAACUAGCUGCUGCAAUAGAUAACAAAGCUAUCCUAACCAGGGCAUACAGAAACUGGAAAGAGUUCGUAAAUCUCCAGAGAGAGAAAAAGAAAAUCACUUCAAAAGCAGACAGACAUCAUGAGCAGGUGUUAACCAGGCUGGUCUGGAUGAAGUGGAAAGAAGAACACAGGAUCAGGCAGGAACAGCGGGAUAUGGAAGUUGUGGCUUUACAGUUCUGGGCCUACAGAAUCCAGGCACAGCAUUGGUUAGUUUGGACAGAGAAACUGAAGGAGAAACGCCAGGUGUACCACAGACACGCUCUCUCGCUCAGACACUACAGGCUGACCAUCAAGAGAAAGUGUUUCUUCGCCUGGGCCCAGUACUGGCUGCAGAAACGAGAUCAAAAAAGACAACAAGAGUAUGCAGAUAAAUUUUAUGCCCAGAGUAUUUUGCACCGUGCAUUUAAUUUGUGGCUUCAGCGAUACGAGCUCCACCAGUCCAUCAAACAUCACCAGGAGCACAUCGAUGUGCUUUCUAGGAGGUUUCAGAUGAGACAGUAUUUCCAGAUGUGGAAACAGUACAUGGUGACACAGGAAGAGAAGAAAGAAAAGAUUUGUCUGGCAGACAGCCAUCACAGGAGGAAGCUCUUGAUGCUGGUAUUCAGUGCCUUUCGACUGAACUUGGUGCAGUCAAGAGUUAAAGUGAUGAGAAAUGAAAUGGCCACUGAGCAUUACUACAAAUCACUUCUUCGGCUCCACUGGAAUGUCUGGCUGCGGAAAUGUGAAGACAGAGAAGAAAUGCAGAUAAUUCACCUCACAGAAAAAGCCCGUAGUCACUACCAGAGUGUGUUGAAAAGAAAGUGCUGGGGUGCUCUUGUUGUGUACACAAGUCUCAGGGAACACAGAAAAACACAGCAAGUUCAAGCUGAUGCAUUUUUCUUUGUCCAUUCUAUGCCAAGGCUUAUUUUUCGCUGGAGGAUUUAUGUAGAAAUGGAGAAAAUGAAAAGAGAAAAUCAGGAAAAAUGCACACUGUUCAGAAAGGAGAACCUGAUGGCGCGGUUUUUCUAUCAAUGGUAUAACUGUUAUGAAGAACAUAAAGAUUUCCGGAUGAACUGGAGAAUGGCUGUUCUUCACCAUGAAGACUGUGCAAGGCGACAGUUUCUGGCCAAGUGGAGAGAGAGGUUACACAUCUGUGAGCAAGAGAAAGAGAAACAAAGUGAGGCUGAGCAGCAUUAUCACGCUGUUCUGAGGAGGAAGCACCUGCUGGCAUGGGUUCAAUACGUCAGGGACCUCCGUAAAAUGGAAUCUCUAGAGAGUAAGGCAAUAACUCACCACUACAAGACCUCUCUGAAGAAAGCAUUGCAAACUUGGAUAGAGUACACAAAAAAUUCUCAAAAAGAGAAGAGACAGUGGAAACAAGCAAGCAAGUUUCAUCAGAUGAACCUGUGUAGAAAAGUAAUGACUGCAUGGAAAGGACUUACAUGGCAAGGGAGGCAAUUCAAGCAGGUAGCGGAGGAGAAAUAUUCUCAGAGGGCAAUGGCUUGUAAACGCUGGGCUUUGCUCACAUGGAGAAACAAUGUAUUGGAGAAUCUGCAGGACAGACAAGAAGACCAGGCAGCCAUUGUCCACUACAAUAGACAGCUUCUACACAAGGUGAUGAUGACCUGGCAUCGCUAUGCUGCCAUUCAUGCUUACAAGAAAUCUGAGACCAGACAAUGGGUGGAGUCCACUAAACAAGCCCUGGACACAUACAAGCUACAGAGGUAUUUUUGGCAGUGGAUGAAAGCAAGAGAGGAGAGAAUUCUACAGAAAUUCAAACUGGAGCAAGCUAUCUAUCAUCACAACACACAGCUCCAGCACAAAGUCAUCUCUAAGUGGAAAGAGUUCACAGCCAACUCGCUCAAGAAGAAUCUCCUCAUGAAGCAGUCUGUAUGGUUUAACAACAUAAGACUGAUGGCCAAUUACCUGUCAGUGUGGAAGUGGCGAUACCAGUUAAAACAAGAGGAGAAUGGGAAGACGGACAUUGCCCUGUGGCACUGGAGCCUGGUUCUCCAGAAGAAGAUUCUUGUGGCCUGGUUUGGAUACAUGACAGAGAGAAAGAGGAAGAAAGAGAGAAUCACACAUGCCUUGGAAAGACGGCGUACCCGACAAAUACGACAAGGUGUCACCCAGUGGAUUGCCGUGGCAACAGACCUUUCAGGCAUGAGGGCCAAGAUAGCGGCCCAACAGCAUGCCCAGGAUGCCUUUGUGAAGCAUCAGCUGGUACAGCGUUGUGCAUUACAUUGGCGGUACAUCACAACCAAGAGGAGGACUCAGAAGGGGGACAACCCAUGCAGGACAGUGAUUGAUCAAGAUCAGUUUCAGGCGAAAGAUUUUGAUUAUGUGCCAAAAUUAAAACCUCAGGCAGUUGAGAAGUUGAGGCAAGGGAACACCAGUAAAACAGUACCUAGUCAUCCCCUUGUGUCCACGUCUCCCAAGAGGUUAUCGGAGAAAGAUGCAGAUUUUUCGUCUAUCAGGCUGCCUGGAAGACGAAAACCUCGCCACCCCUCAUUCCUGGAGGAAUCGCUCAAGAAAGCCGGUCUGUUCUCAGAAUCCAGGUGCUUUGCUAAUGAUAGCCAUCAAGCUCUACCAAGUGAAGUGUCUGAAGAUAGACUUGUGAACCAAACUUCAGCCAUGUCUUUCCCUGAUCCUGUCCAGUCUUCCCGUAAUUCACCUGUGUCAAUCACAGGGCAGCAUCAGGAUCCUGUGGAUUCACAUGACAUGUCUCAGGGUAUCGACACACACAUUCCUCACCUAGACUUACACACAGUGACCAAACAACUCACAAACCUACAGGAAAACAGUGAAGAACUGGAUUUUCACUUGCCUCCACAACAACAUGUACACUUUGACCAUUUCCAAUCCAUACAGAGAGGAUUUGGAGAACAGAUCCAGCUAUUGACUCCGGAUCACUUUCUCCUACAUCCGGAUCAUGAGACUCCAGCAUCUCAGUGUGAUUUUUCCCCUUUGAGUACCCCACGGACUGUAGAUUCUACAUCACUGGCUGUCAGGUCAAUGAUAAAAACUAUAGACAGUACUUCUGGCAUCACAGGGGCUCCUCACGGGAUAAAUGAAAUUCAUUCCUUGCCCUUAAGCGAACAAAUAAUCAGGAUCAGAAAUCAGCUGAAAAGUUUUGAACAACAAAAAAAGAAACUAAGAAAGUUGCAGAAGCAACACAAACAACUGGCUACAUGGAUUGUUGAUGAAGAAGGAACCGUGUCAGAAUUGGAAAUUCAAGAGGUGAAAGCCGAAGUUGAGGAGAUGGAGAAGGAAAUUAGCGUCUUGCAAAAGGAGAUAGAGCAUAAAAAACCCGAGUGUGGUCGGUUGGUUGUAGAAGUCAACAGUCUCAUCAAAUUAAUGUCAGAGCAGAAUCGGGGAUAAAUGUUGCGAAAUGGUAGUGCUGCAUUAGAAGUUAUUAUAUGAUACUGGUACUUAUUUUCCUUCCACUUUCAUCCAAUAAAAUGUACAUGUAUCCAAGCAAAACAUUUUGUGCAGAAGAUUAUGAUUACUGUGCAUCAAGUCAUUAAUUUAUUAUUUAUUUCAUUUGCAUGUGUUCAUGUUGAUUACCUUAGGCCUGUUCUGCAGAGCAAUUGAUUGCAAAAAUUCCUUUAUAAUACCUGUAGCACAAAUCUUUGCACCUGCUCUGCUGAACAAGCCAAUUGUAUGUAGUUUGUUAUGUAUAUUGGACUAUGUAUUCACAUUACCCAUGAUGCCACGGUGGCAUCAUCAUGGUUGUAGAUUUCAGACAGUGCCAAAAUAAAAAAUUAUCAAAUAAGUGGAAUUCUCUAUUUAUGUGUUAAAAGGAUGUAUUUAUUAUGUAAAUAAUAAAAGGAUGUUUCUUUCUUCUCAGCAUUUCAAUUUGCUGUCUAAAAAUGAAGUACUGGUACACAGAAGUUUGUCUGAAUGUUUUUUUUUAUAUAUAUUUUCACGUUUUCUACUGUGUUUUUCCAAUAAAUUCUGUGAUCUUUAA
Messenger RNA from Magallana angulata, 4866 nucleotides. Its product is annotated as protein SFI1 homolog. The record is from RefSeq and is a predicted model, not a curated record. Gene Ontology annotation, molecular function: phosphatase binding. NCBI's taxonomy places the organism in Eukaryota, Metazoa, Mollusca, Bivalvia, Ostreida, Ostreidae. The transcript is spliced from 29 exons. The coding region runs from base 66 to 4277 and encodes 1403 amino acids.